Mauremys reevesii (Reeves's turtle) is the source of this 824-nucleotide messenger RNA. RefSeq names its product CDKN2A interacting protein (gene CDKN2AIP). The coding region runs from base 148 to 690 and encodes 180 amino acids. The record is from RefSeq and is a predicted model, not a curated record. Lineage: Eukaryota; Metazoa; Chordata; Testudines; Geoemydidae. The transcript is spliced from 3 exons.
UGCAGGCGGCCGCCUCCCUAAGCGCUCCCGGCGGGAGGGCCCGAGAGAGAGACCAGACCGCACAGCACGCUGGGAAGGCGGCUGGCUGCGGCGGCUCGGUUUCUCCCGCCGAGGGGAGAGGGCUGCCGCACCGGUAGUGAGGUCAUAAUGGACAGACGGAAGGAAGCGGCGAAUCGGCUGCAUCCGUUGUUCUUGGCUCCGAGAGCGGUCCCCGCGCGCCCGCUGCGGCGGCUCGAGGCGGGAGGGAGUCAGGGCUCGCCGGUGGUCGGGCUCGCGACGCGCGUGCAGGCGGGAAGCCGCUGCCGUAGCGGCCUCACCCGGGGGCGAGGCGGGCAGGCGCCGCGGGGCCGAGCCGCGAACAUGGCGGAGGCCGCGGCCUCGGAGCCGCUAGGCCGGAGCCGGCAGGAGGCGGCCUGGGUGGAGACGCUGCGCGGGGACUGCGAGCCCGAGCACCACUGGCGGCACCGCCGCGAGUUCCUGCUGCGCAACGCGGGGGGCUCGCCGGCCGGGGACAGCGGGGCCCUGCAGCGCCUCGUCUCUCUCUCCAUGGUGUGGGCCAACCACGUCUUCCUCGGCUGCCGGUACCCGCUGUCAGUGAUGGAAAAGGUGCUGGAAAUGGCUGAAGGCAUCAAAGUGACCGAUGCGCCCGCCCACACUCCGAGAGAUGAACUGGUUGCCAAGAAGGGGUAGAGGAACCUUGCAAGAAACGAGCUGUUGACAAAAGCAGGGAUUCUAAGGAUGUUGGAAAUGAUGCUAAGUUGACAAAGACAGAAGUUUCCAAGGAGACAGAGAGCAUGUUGCCAAAGAAAGAGGAAAAAGAUGUG